AGCAGCUUUACAAACAUUUGUGCUUUGAUAUUUGAUGAUAGAAAAACUGAAGACCUGCGAUCUGUGAUUUUAUUAUGAACACCAUAAGAAACUGCGUCUUGCUUCUCUGUCUCUUCAUUGGCAGUGUCUCCUCUGUGCAAAGACUGAACAAUAUUGAUGACCUGAGAAACACUUACUACAGCAAGCGUGAGCCAAACCAUGGACUCAAACUGCUGUUCUGGUUUGCACAACAUGUUAUUGAUAUUGAUGUAAACUACAUCUCACAGAUGGACAUCUUACCAAGCCGAGGUGACUAUGGAUUCCACUGGUUUGAAAACAGAGAAAGCAUCCUCCCCACAUUGCCCUCUGAAUUCAAAGGUUAUUACUCUGUGGGCAAUCUAAGCUAUCCAAGAGCCACAGAGUUACCAGCAUAUGUGCGAAAGGAUCAUUAUAUCUCACCACAUUCCCCAGACAGCAAUCUGGACAGGCUCAUAGUCUGUGUGAGCAGAAGAGAUCCAAACAGUUUAUACAGUGUCUUUAUCACAACACUUAUGCACGGGCUGGACGAACUGGAUCCAUACCUCACUUUUGAGAUCAAUCCUGCACUUAUACGUCAAAUCCAACGUCCUUGUAAUUGCACUUCACACCAUUACAAUGAUUAUCUGUUUAGCACCUUGACUAGUAAUAGAAAAGAUAUAAAUUAUGUUCAAAAAACCUUACAAACAGCAAAGAUCAUUUUUAAAGAGCCAGGCCUUCCUGCAUUUCUAACAUUAACAGCAUUUGACAUUGAAUACUCUUACAGAAACUUUGCAGUGAGAUUUUGCAACUCUAGUGCAAAAGAAUUGCACGAGCCCUUAAAACAAUGUCAUACAACUGCAGAAAUUAAAUUAGAGAUUAAAACUUCAGUGAUUGGUUUAGCAAAACUCACAUGGGAACACAUUCCUGCAAAUGUAAUGAAAGAAUAUGAUUUCAAAUACAUAGCUGCUUGCAAGAAAACUGACUUCAGCAAUGCACAUAAAUAUUGUGAAUGCACCAAGUUUGGGGUUAAGAAUUCCUCUGGGAGUGUUGAUACUUCAGUUCAUCUUAAUUCUGGUCUUCAACCCCUACUUCUAUUGUACAAGAAUGGUUCAGUGGUCUCAAAUAACAACAGAGGAAUGCCCACAAAUAUAAAGCAUUAUAGUGCAAGUCUGCAGCUCUACACUGAAAAUGGUAAAGCAUGCGCUCAGCUUUACAUUAAGAAGACAUUCUUUGAUUGGAAAAAGGUUUUCUAUUACUCAUGGGUGGCGUUUUACAGAAAUGCACGAGACGCCAAUGACCAGUACUCUACAUAUACAUAUGUCGUGAAGAUGGAAAAGGUAGAAAAAUAUAGCAAAGGGGAAUAUUAUGUUUAUAAUUAUGAGUCAAGUUUGGACAUUGCACCUGGAGUUCAGAUCCGCUUUCUGCUGGAAAAAAGGAAUUAUAAUAAUGCAAAUGUUUUAGCCCAAACACAGCCCUGGAAAGAUAAUAAAUAUUCAAGCAUAUUGCAAACAAAUGAUGAUGACCUACAUCAUGGUCUUCCACCUGAACUAUUACCACACCUGUCAAAUCCAGAAUUGGUUCAUGGGCCAGAGUUUGAUGAAGCCAACGGAAUGAUCCCGACUAGAAUACUGCGUUUUGAUGCUAGUCUGCAGCUUUACGCUAAUGAUGGUAAAGCUUGUGCUCGGCUCUACAUUAAGAAGACCUUCAGUGAUUGGAAUCAUGCCUUCUACUACUCAUGGGUGGCAUUUUACAGCAGUCCACGAGAUGCAAUUGACCAAUAUUACACGUCAACAUAUGCUGUGAAGAUGGAAAAGAUGGAAGAUGACAACGCUAUUGAUUAUGAUAUUUAUCAGUACAAGUCCAGUUUGGAUAUUGCACCAGGAGUUCAGAUCCGUUUUCUACAGGACAAAACCUAUGACAACAUGUUAGCACAAACUGAGCCAUGGAAGGGUUUUAGCAUAUCACAAAUAACUAUUUCCUGUAUCCAAUCUUAGUUACUGCCAACAAUUCAAAUUUAGGCAAUAGCUGCCUACUAUUAAUAACAUUAAUACUGUUUAAAAACAAACAAAUGUUUAUGUUUUACGGAUGUGCAUUUAAAGUUCUACUCAUUAACAUUCCAUGAUAAUUACAUUGCUAUUUCCUGUAAUAUGGUGUAACACACUUUGUUCCACUGUGACAUUUUAAUUUUAAUGGAUUUAAACACUAUUUCAUUUCUCAAGAUGAGAUUCUUGUACACCAUGUCUUCAUAUAUAAUAAGAGUCAUCAUCUAUUAAAACGCAUUUG
This is a messenger RNA of Xyrauchen texanus (razorback sucker), 2280 nucleotides long. RefSeq lists its product as uncharacterized. The record is from RefSeq and is a predicted model, not a curated record. The transcript has 2 exons. Lineage: Eukaryota; Metazoa; Chordata; Actinopteri; Cypriniformes; Catostomidae. The coding region runs from base 75 to 1991 and encodes 638 amino acids.